CACCUGCAUUUUCAGUGUUUGCUGGCCCAUUUUCCUUGACCGAUUUGUCUCUCUCCCACCCACCCACGCAGGAGGUUGCUGGCAGGGCACCGUGAUCCCCUUCACCAGCACCUGGGCUCGGAAACGCUGCCCAAAGCUGAGGCGCUCGGCGAGUUCGUGCAGCGUUCGCUCUGCAGGGAAAAACCAAAAGCAUUUCACAAUCUGCUGGGUCCCAGUCCGUGCCAGUCCCAGCCCCAGCUCGGCGGAGCUCCCGGCGGGGUUGGCAGCCUUCCCCGGCAGCCGGCAUUCCUGCGACGCAGCCGGCAGAAGCGGAGGCGCUGGGAGGAGGGAAGGAGCCAGCCCUGACGGUGGGAAGGGAGCGCUGAGCAGCCAUGGAGAGGAUGCAGCAGGUCGUGGGGCAGGCGAGAGCUGCCUUCAACUCGGGCCGGUGCCGCUCGCUGGAGUUCAGGAUGCAGCAGCUGAAGGCCCUGGAGCGGAUGGUGCAGGAGAAGGAGAAGGAGAUCCUGGCAGCCAUCAAGGCAGAUCUGCACAAGUGUGGGCCCAACGCGUACAGCCACGAGAUCCUGGGCGUGCUGGGGGAGCUGGCCCUGGCCAUGGACAAGCUGCCGUCCUGGGCAGCCCCUCAGCCCGUGAAGAAGAACCUGCUGACGAUGCGGGACGAGGCGUACAUCUGCCCCGAGCCGCUGGGGGUGGUGCUGAUCAUCGGGGCCUGGAACUACCCCUUUGUCCUGGUGAUGCAGCCUCUGGUCGGGGCCAUCGCGGCAGGCAACGCCGUGGUGGUGAAGCCGUCGGAGAUCAGCGCGAACACGGCUCAGCUAGUGGCUGAUCUCCUCCCCCAGUAUCUUGAUCGGGAGCUGUACCCCGUGGUCACUGGAGGAGUGCCGGAGACAACGGCGCUGCUGACCCAGCGGUUCGAUCACAUCCUCUACACCGGCAACUCCACAGUGGGCAAAAUCGUGAUGGCGGCGGCCGCCAAGCACCUGACGCCCGUCACCCUGGAGCUGGGCGGGAAGAGCCCCUGCUACAUCGACAAGGACUGUGACCUGGCCGUCGCCUGCAGGCGGAUAACGUGGGGGAAGUACAUGAACUGUGGGCAAACCUGCAUCGCCCCCGAUUACAUCCUCUGCGACCCGUCCAUCCAGAGCGAGGUGGUGGAGAACAUCAAGGCGACUCUGCAGGAGUUCUACGGGGAAGACGUGAAGUCGUCUCCCGAUUAUGAAAGGAUCGUCAACAAACAUCACUUCAAGAGGAUCCUGGGGCUGUUGGAAGGGCAGAAGAUCGCUCAUGGAGGAGAGGCUGACGAGGCCUCCUGCUUCAUAGCCCCCACUAUCCUCACCGACGUUUCUCCGGAGUCAAAGGUGAUGGAGGAGGAAAUCUUUGGACCGGUCCUCCCCAUUCUGACCGUGAAGAGCGUAGACGAAGCCAUUGAGUUCAUCAACCGUCGGGAGAAGCCCCUUGCCCUCUAUGUCUUCUCCAACAACAAGAAGUUAAUCAAAAGAGUCAUCUCGGAAACUUCCAGUGGGGGUUUUACUGGAAACGAUGUCAUCAUGCAUUUCUUCCUCUCAACUUUACCCUUUGGUGGUGUCGGUAACAGCGGGAUGGGCGCCUACCACGGCAAGCACAGCUUUGAGACCUUCUCCCACCGCCGCGCCUGCUUGAUCAAGGACCUGAAGAUGGAGGGUACGAACAAACUCCGGUACCCACCUGGCAGCCAGAAGAAGGUGGAUUGGGCCAAGUUCUUCCUCUUGAAGCGGUUUAACAAGACUCGAAUGGGACUGGUCAUCUUGGCCCUGCUGGGGAUUGUGACAGCGGUGGUGAUAAAGGUGGCUUACUACUGAAGAGAGGAGAAGGCGCCGUAUGGAAGUCACGCUCUGAGUGCUCGCUUUGCGUCUGUUUCCUUAAGCUGAGAAGUCAUUUUUUUUCUUUUGUACUGGGUUAUUUCAGUGAGCUGUCGAGCACACAGAGUAGCCUUAGAGAGGCAUUAACCAAGAGAAGGCUCAGACUCCUGCUUACUAAAAAGCCACGCUGAAACAGAGGGACCAGUGGGUACAAGCUCUCAAAAGGAGGACUGCAGAGCAAGAAAUACCAGUCCCUACCUCCACCCCGUGCCACGCAGAGCACCACUUCCAGGGACGCACACCCUGUGUCUUGCACCAAACCGCUUACCUUCCUUUAGUGACAAACAGGAGCUGAAGUUUCAGCUGUGAUGGGGUUGACAGUGUUUUCCCUGCAGUUUUCAGGAUGGUCUGUCUUCUGUUGUGCUCCAAACAGCCACACUCUUGGUGACAAGUCGGAGGCAGGCUGUGCUGGCUGAUGCGUUUUAUCAAUAGUGUCGGUUAUGAAUAAAUCUAGUGAGGUUCCCCUUGCUGUUUAAUUGAGGUGAAAUAUUUAUGGAUCUCUGUGAACCAGAGCUGUCAGGGGGUGCAGGGUGAUGCCCUUUCUGGGGCUCUGGGCUUCACCGUUGGCCCGUAACAAUUAUUUGGCAGUUAGAAAAUUACAAAGAGGAUACACACACUGCCUGUAUUUUGCUGAUAAGGGUGUUUUAUGCUCAUACAAAAGAACUUUAAGGCCUGUUUAGAGAAGUGGGAAUCACAAAGUGCCCUGUUGUGGGUCAGCCCAGGUGGGCAUCUGAGCUCCACACAGCCGCUCGCUCCCUCCCCGAGUGGGUCAGGGAAGAGAAUUGGAAGGGUAAAAGUAAGAAAACUUGAAGGUUGAGAUAAAAAUAGUUUAAUAGGUAAGGCGAUAGCUGGGCAUGCAAGCAAACAAAGAACCCAUCCGUCACUUCCCCUCAGCCGGCCAUCCCCAGGAAAGCAGGGCUUUGUCACACGUAACGGUGACUUGGGAAGACGGACGCCGUAACUCCCAGUGCCCGCCCCUGCCUUCCUCUUCUUUCCCUCUCAGCUUUUAUUGCUGAGCACAAUGUCAUAUGGUCUGGAAUAUCCCUUUGGUCAGUUGGGGUCAGCUCUCCCAGCAGUGUCCCCUCCCCGCUUCUUGCUGACCCCUUCCUGCGUGCUGCAGGGUGGUGUGAGAAACAGAGACACCCUGAUGCUGCACAAGCACAGUUCAGCAACAGCUAAACCGUGGUGUGGUAGCAACACUGGUUUGGUCACAAACCCAAAACACAGCACCAUCCUAUGAUAAAGAGACUUAGCGACUAAGAUGAAAAUUAACUCCAUCCCAGCCAAAACCAGUAGAAACCUGUUCCUGGUCAGAUUCCUCCAAGACUGUGUACUCCUCUGUGUUUGAGCUUUUGGGUCUGCUGUAGUCUUGCACUGGGAGAUCAUGUGGGGCUUGUUGUAGCUUGGGGAGAGGAUGCUGGAGAAGUUUAAGGUAAAAGGAUGUUAGAAAUGUUAAUGUUUCAAUAAGGAAAAUUUUAAAAUUAUUAUUCAAUGCAAUUAAUAUAGAGUAGAAAAUUAUACUUACUGUGCAAUAGGUGGGAUUUCUUCACGUGUGGUGAAAAUCCAUGUGCUAAGCCUUUUUAAUGAUCUAUUUUGCAAGUACUAAAUAAACACUGAGAAUUUAAAUAAUAAA
Molecule: messenger RNA, 3531 nt
Organism: Tyto alba (common barn owl)
Lineage: Eukaryota; Metazoa; Chordata; Aves; Strigiformes; Tytonidae
Product: aldehyde dehydrogenase family 3 member A2-like
Exons: 12
Coding region: 372-1838 (488 amino acids)
Biological process (GO): aldehyde metabolic process
Cellular component (GO): cytoplasm
Molecular function (GO): aldehyde dehydrogenase (NAD+) activity
Source: RefSeq, a predicted model, not a curated record